Didymodactylos carnosus is the source of this 1400-nucleotide messenger RNA. Lineage: Eukaryota; Metazoa; Rotifera; Eurotatoria; Philodinida; Philodinidae. The record is from the annotation of a GenBank genome assembly.
AUGGGUAUGUGUCCGGGAACUACAGGAGUAACAACUAUGUUUCCUUCGUCGCACAUACUUCGCGCCUUGGCUGACGAAGAUCGUCUUGGUAGUUACUACUUCCUAAUGACUGUUACGUCAGCGCCAGUAAUCAUUUUUUUGUUACUUAAUGUAUUCACACAUGUUAAUAGUUCACAUUUUGAAGGUGGUACAAUAACAUAUAAAAUAUAUUCAUUUAAUUCAUCAUACGCACAAGUUCUCAUAACUCAAACAUAUAUUUAUUCAUCUGCUAUAACAUGUACAAACGCAAUGAUCGCUUCUCAAUCACCAAUCGUUGAUCUGUCAACUAGAGGCGAUUUUAAUAUUUCGUUAAUUUGUGUAGCAAAUUGUACAACAAGUGGCGGUUAUACACCCAUACUUCAUACUGGUUAUUGUACAGAUUUAAGUGCUGCCUUAGCGAUAAGUGUGACACAACGUUCUGAUUUAGAAACAUUAAGUAUUGGAUCAUAUUUUCAAGUUGCAUUUCAGCAAAGUAGUUGGCGUUCAUUGACUAAUGGUGGGUCAUUCUGGAGUGUUGCUUGUACAAUUAGUCUUAUUUUGAGACCAGAUGGUUUGACAUUGAAUACACCGCCUGUAGCAACACUUAUUUCACCAAUUGCUAUACCUGUGGGUGUUGUUCAAUAUAUUCAAAUUCCCACGAUUGAUGCAGACAACGACGAUGUUCGAUGUCGAUUUGCAACAGGUGCUCAAGAAUGUGCUGAUGUUUGUCCGCCAGCAUCACUUCCGUCAGGUACAACAAUUUCAACAGACUGUACGCUGACAAUAACGGGAGCACAAGCCAAUGAUUGGUAUGCUGUUGCAUUACAAAUUGAAGAUUUUUGGGAUACAACAACGAAUACAGCAUUUAGUAAUGUUCCAUUACAAUUUUUAAUUCAUGUUUAUGCUACACCAUCACCCUGUUUAAUUCGUCCAUAUUUAUAUGGAAAUUUUACUGCCGGUGAAUGUGUUGGUGUACAAGUUGGUCAACCAUUUACAAUGACGUUAUUUUCCAUUAAUUAUUGUCAAUCAUCUGGUUAUAAUAUAUUAGAUAUUGCAACAUUAUCAUUUCCAAUUGUAACAAAAACAACAAUUGCACCAUUGAAUUCAACUGUUUCAUAUGUUACAUUAACUUGGGUACCAGCUGCAUUACAAGUUGGGUCACAGGUCAUGUGUUCAGUGGCAGUCGAUGAUCAAUCUCAACAAUCAAAUCAAUACUGUGUUACAUUCACAGUGGGCGCUUCGAGUGUACCGUCAUGUCCGGGUGAAACUAUAGCGACAACCACAACUACAUCUACCAGUACGACAUCAACAUCAACAUCAACAACAAGUGUUACAACAGUGACCGUAUUAGGUAAAUAUUCGCUUUAGAACAUUUCUUGUUG